This is a messenger RNA of Exophiala dermatitidis NIH/UT8656, 2520 nucleotides long. Its product is annotated as arginine biosynthesis ArgJ, mitochondrial. Gene Ontology annotation, biological process: L-ornithine biosynthetic process; L-arginine biosynthetic process. Gene Ontology annotation, cellular component: mitochondrial matrix. The coding region runs from base 622 to 2067 and encodes 481 amino acids. Lineage: Eukaryota; Fungi; Ascomycota; Eurotiomycetes; Chaetothyriales; Herpotrichiellaceae. Gene Ontology annotation, molecular function: L-glutamate N-acetyltransferase activity, acting on acetyl-L-ornithine as donor; L-glutamate N-acetyltransferase activity, acting on acetyl-CoA as donor. The record is from RefSeq and is a predicted model, not a curated record. The transcript has a single exon.
CGGCUCUCCGCAAAUCGGACCCGCCGAUUGGUCGCGCACUUCACCGCAAAGCUUUCUGCCCGCGAGGCAUGUUGUACAUUGACAUUGCAUUGACUCACUGAUUCCCGUUACAACUCCAGCAGCAACAGCGGAAGAUCGGCGACAAGCUCAGGGGCAGUUUGAGAGAGGAGCUCUGAAGGCGACUACUAUUGUUGCCCUCUCAGAUUUCACAGGACACAACUCUGAACUAUCACGACUGCUCAGUUCCGUGGUGUGGUCACACGAUAACGGCCCCGGUAGACGAACAAGCUUCCCCGGGACAAGACAGUACAUUUGCAAGAGAGGGAACGCACCCGGCUGCUGAGAGUCUAGUACCCGUGUCAGGCCUGCCUUGGGAAUACUGGAGUGGAACGGGCGAAGAAGUGGUUACUCCUCUGCUGUGCCGACGUGGGAGUCAUACGCCGAUACAGCAUUUGGAACAAGACCCCGGCUGCUCUCUACCAAACCACCACCACCGCAGCAGACUAGAUACUGAGCAAGCUUGACUCGGUCUCAGUCUAACUGGUCAGUGGACUCAGUCGACAAUUUGCAACCCUCAGCCGCUUCUCUGGAAUAUACUGUAUCAGUCUCUUAUCGUCCACCAUGGCUUCUUCCGCCAUGGCUCCGAGUCGGUCCUUCAUCCGCACCUGUAUCCGGCACUACUCUGCGCCCGUGGACUCGUCCAUCCCGGCAUCCAAGACAAAAUACAUCCCUAAUUCAGGGACAUAUCCAAAAGGAUUCAAAGUCAGCGGGACGCACGUGGGCGUGAAGCCAGCCAACAAAACCCAACCCGACCUGGCGUUCAUCGUGUCGGACCGACCUGCCGUCGGGGCUGCCGUGUUCACGACCAACAAGUUCCAAGCGGCGCCUGUGCAAGUAAGCCGAGCUGUCCUUGAAAAGCGAGAGGGCAAAGACGUUCGAGCCAUCAUCGUCAACUCGGGUUGCGCCAACGCCGUCACUGGAGCUGGGGGCCUUGAAGACGCCAAAGCCAUGGCCGAGACAGCGACGGCGGAAAUACAAAAGCACUCCUCACAGCAAACAAAUGCCACUACCUCGUCCGCGGGCCAAGUCCCCAACAGCCUCGUCAUGUCGACUGGCGUGAUCGGCCAACGCCUCCCAAUCUCCAAGAUCCUGUCCAAAAUCCCAACUGCCUACGCCAACCUCGACAAUUCCCACACCGCAUGGCUGACCGCCGCCAAAGCCAUUUGCACGACCGACACGUUUCCCAAACUCCUGUCCACCACUUUCACUCUUCCAUCCCCACGACACAAAGGGAUCGAAUACCGACUUGCAGGAAUGACCAAGGGCGCCGGCAUGAUCCAUCCAAACAUGGCCACUUUGCUAGGAAUCAUGUGCACCGACGCGCCCAUUGACGCCAAAGCACUGAAAUCGCUACUCACCACCGCCGUCAACCAGUCGUUCAACUGUAUAUCUGUUGACGGCGACACGUCGACCAACGACACCGUGGCGAUUUUGGCCAAUGGAGCGGCAGCGGCCGAGGCGAAAGCCGAGGCCAUCACACCCAUCUCCUCAGAUUCAUCUGAAGACUACCUCGCCAUGUCCCACAUCCUCACGACCUUCUCGCAGAAACUCGCGCAACUCGUCGUGCGCGACGGCGAAGGCGCGACCAAAUUCGUCGAAGUGGCCGUGCGCCACGCCCCGACGCAUGCCGACGCGCGCGCCAUCGCCUCGACCAUCGCACGUUCUCCACUCGUCAAGACCGCCCUGUACGGCAAAGACGCCAACUGGGGCCGCAUCCUCUGUGCAAUCGGGUAUACGCCCGAUCUGACUCCUGGCGCCGUGAUUCCGUCCAAAACGAACGUCAGCUUCGUGCCUGCGGAAAACAGCAAAGCAAAAUCCGAAGGAGUCUUGAAGUUGCUCGUUAAUGGCGAACCGGAACAAGUUGACGAGGCGCGUGCCGCGCGCUUGUUGGAGGACGAGGAUCUUGUGAUCGAAGUCGAUCUGGGUACGGGUGAGGAGGAGGCCAAGUAUUGGUUUUGCGAUUUUAGUCAUGAGUAUGUGACUAUUAAUGGGGAUUAUAGAACUUAAGAAUAUAUAGAAACCCAGAGAAGAACAAAACAGAUUUGUAUGGUUGAUAUAGUCUACGUCUUAACUCUCUCAUACAUCCUAGUGCUCCAUACUGCUGACCCGAUACUACAAAGGUAGUGUGCGCUGGCUUCGGCUGGGAAGAGAAAUCCUGUCGAGCGUGAUUCUGAGGAGAUGAACCAUAGGGACGAAAAAGAGCCGUUUGGUUUUCUUAUGUGGUUGUCCUCUGUAAGCCCAGUGAGUACAUAGACUACGACUUGACGAGAUGGUAACAGAGUUGCAGUGUGAGGACCAAAGCACAUCCUCACGUCUAGACAUACGCCUAUUCACCUUUUCAAGUUGAGCAAGCAAUGAACGACAGAUGGACUUGACUUCUUGAAUUUCUGCUCCUGCUAUUUGGGUCCUCGCCUGCCCGUUAAAAGUACAGUGCAGUACAGUAAGUACCCAACAACAUAG